This is a messenger RNA of Oncorhynchus mykiss (rainbow trout), 5933 nucleotides long. RefSeq names its product neurocan a (gene ncana). The record is from RefSeq and is a predicted model, not a curated record. Gene Ontology annotation, cellular component: synapse; perineuronal net. Gene Ontology annotation, molecular function: hyaluronic acid binding; calcium ion binding. Gene Ontology annotation, biological process: skeletal system development; positive regulation of neuroblast proliferation; central nervous system development. NCBI's taxonomy places the organism in Eukaryota, Metazoa, Chordata, Actinopteri, Salmoniformes, Salmonidae.
UGCUCGCCUCUUUGUUCAAACCGAUUCAGCUCCUCACCCUCAGCGUCGCCACCUGCGCACGGGGAGUGAGCACCGGCACCGAGUGUCUAUCCAGAUUUAGAUUUAGAUAUCUCUAAAUUGGUAAUGUGGUAGAUGCUGCAUAUUAGUCGUGAAGCAGACUAGGUGGCUUAUUUUUUGAAGGUCUGAAGCGUAGCUUGGGACGUUGAAUCAUUUUUGCUCACUUACCGGUUAUUUUUUGCUGUUUCACCCAUUCGACCGAUCGCUGACAGACGACACUAUUGGAGCAUCGGGAUACGUUUAGAGCGCCUUCACUGAAGCGCUGCGUUCCGAUCUUACAUUCCUGCGGAUUUUUUAUUUAGACUAUUUUCAGGAUUUCAUACAAAGGGACCCUUGCUGAUUUGUCAGGACGCCGUCAGACUCCUCUCUAAAGGUCAAGGAUGACGGUGGCUGUGUGUGUAGCUGGUCUGCAGGCUGUCCUGUCUCUGCUGCUGCUUGGUAUGAGCGAGGCAUCCUCCAUAGUGAACAUGCGUAGAGUCACCCACCCUACCAUACGAGAGCCCCUGGCUGGCAUCGCCCACCUCCCCUGCGUCUUCACCCUCCAGCCCAGUGAGCUCAGCCCUUCCAGCCAGCCUCCCCACAUCCAGUGGACCCAAACCUGGAUACCGCAGGGUGGAGAGGGGGGUCCACUGGAGCAGAUGGUUCUCUCAGCGAAGGGUGAUAUGGUGAAGGUGAAUAAGGCUUUCGCUGGCCAGGUCAGGUUGCUUGGAUAUGCUGCUAACAACCUAAAUGCUACCAUGGAGAUCUCAGGCCUCCGUAGCAACGACACAGGCACCUACCAUUGUCAGAUUGUGGUUGCAGAUGACUACGAGCGAGACAUAGUGCCCCUUGUGGUCACAGGUGUGGUAUUCCAUUACUGGUCUCCUAGCGACCGUUACGCCCUCUCAUUUGAUGACGCUAAGUGGGCCUGUCAGGAGAACUCCGCCCUCAUCGCCACGCCCAACCAGCUGUGGGCAGCAUUCCAUGACGGUUACUCCAACUGUGCUGCCGGAUGGCUCUCUGACCAGACUGUCCGCUAUCCUAUCCAGUCACCAGAGCUUGGUUGCUAUGGACACCAGGAAUACUCAUCUGGUGUGAGGAAUUAUGGGAAAAGAGAUGCUAAUGAGCUGUUCGAUGUCUACUGUUUCAGCAGGGAACUGGAGGGUGAGGUAUUUCAUUCCUGGGUUCCUGGGCGUCUGUCUCUGUCCUCUGCCUCAGAACGCUGCGUCUCCCUGGGGGGACAAUUAGCCACGGUGGGACAGCUCUACCUGGCCUGGAGGACAGGGCUGGACGUCUGUGCUCCAGGCUGGCUCUCUGACGGCAGUGUCCGCUACCCUAUCACCCAGCCCAGGCAGGGCUGUGGAGGGGACCAGCCAGGGGUCCGGACCGUUGUACCCAACACCAAUGGAACCACAACCAGCAGCGGAGCAGCCAAUGCUACGGACGCCAUACCUCUCUAUGACGCCUAUUGCUACAGAGGGAACGUGAAGAAGCCAGGACCCAUCUCUAGGAUCUACACGUCUUUGUGGAAGCCUUGGAGUCAGCUGACCGGCUCCAGCCACUCAGACAACCUGGGAACAGACAGUCCUGCCCUGGCUACUGAGACCACCAGCGGCACACCGACCACCGUCACAGAGAGCCGUAACCUUUCACCAUCUGAUGACCUCACACCCUCAAACUGGACCGGAUUGGUUGAUCUGGAGGAAGAGGCCCACUCUUCCACAGAUCCCUGGUCCUCAGAGUCCUCUGAGGGGUAUGUCACCCUGCAGUUGAGCCCAGGAGAGAGCUCUCUAGCCUGGGGAGACCUGGGAGACAUGGACCCUGACUCUGGAGCUUUCCUCAGACCUCCAGCCACACCCAGCCCCAGCCCAAGUACUGCCACUCAGGAAGAACUAUCACCCUCGACCCCAGCUGACAGAAAGGUGAUGGCCAAGAUAGUGAAGUCCAUGUGGAAGCCGUGGAACUACCUUGCAGAAAGUACCCCAGGAACAGGCAGUCCAGAGGGGGAGAGAAAGGGAAGUGCAGCAGGGACUCUGACAGACAGUGUGGCUGUACCCACCGGCUCUCCUGCUCCAGGUUUAUCCUCAUGGGGUGGUGGGUGGUGGGAUGGCUCAGGACUGGGGGACCUAGAUGAUACACCACCCACUGGUGAGCUGUCAUCCUCCACUGGUGAGCCAUCGUCCUCCGCUGGUGAGCCGUCAUCCUCCGCUGGUGAGCCGUCGUCCUCCGCUGGUGAGCCGUCGUCCUCCGCUGGUGAGCCGUCGUCCUCCGCUGGUGAGCCGUUGUCCUCCGCUGAUGAGCCGUCGUCCACCCCCGGUGAGCCAUCGUCCUCCGCUGGUGAGCCGUCAUCCUCCGCUGGUGAGCCGUCGUCCUCCGCUGGUGAGCCGUCGUCCUCCGCUGGUGAGCCGUCGUCCUCCGCUGGUGAGCCGUUGUCCUCCGCUGAUGAGCCGUCGUCCUCCGCUGAUGAGCCGUCGUCCACCCCCGGUGAGCCGUCGUCCUCCCCCGGUGAGCCAUCGUCCUCCGCUGAUGAGCCGUCGUCCACCCCCGGUGAGCCGUCGUCCUCCCCCGGUGAGCCGUCGUCCUCCCCCGGUGAGCCGUCGUCCUCCCCCGGUGAGCCGUCGUCCUCCCCCGGUGAGCCGUCGUCCUCCCCCGGUGAGCCGUCGUCCUCCCCCGGUGAGCCGUCGUCCUCCGCCGGUGAGCCGUCGUCCUCCCCUGGUGAGCCGUCGUCCUCCCCUGGUGUGCCGUCGUCCUCCCCUGGUGUGCCGUUGUCCUCCGCUGUUGUGCCGUCGUCCUCCCCUGGUGUGCCGUCGUCCUCCCCUGGUGUGCCGUCGUCCUCCCCUGGUGUGCCGUCGUCCUCCCCUGGUAUGCCGUCGUCCUCCCCUGGUGUGCCGUCGUCCUCCCCUGGUGUGCCGUCGUCCUCCCCUGGUGUGCCGUCAUCCUCCCCUGGUGUGCCGUCGUCCUCCGCUGGUGAGCCAUCAGCCUCCCCAGCCCUGCUCACCUCUACCCCGGCCACAGAGAACCAGUCCUCUGCCUCCACCUCCACCACUGCAGGGUGGGAGGCUAUCCCAGACACAUGGGUCCAAGUGACCCCAUCAACAGGUGUGACCUCACCCCAGCCGGGUUAUAGGAGAAUGGAAGAGGUUACCACUAGUACCACUAGAGCAGAUAGCAUAGCCACCGCUGUGAGCGGGAGAGCGUUGGUGAAAGAGGAGGAAGGGAGUGCCCUGGGGGCAUCCGACGAGGCCAGAGGGGAGAUCCAGUUUACCGGUAUCCCCGUUGGAACAACCAAACCCAAACUCAGGGUCCCUCCAUCCAACAACAGAACCAUGAGGAAGAACCAGUCACGAGCCAGUGGCAGCACAACCCAACCCGCAGUCAGCAGCUCCACAGCUGGAUCAGACAACAGAGACUCUUCCCCUCCAUCCAGACAAGGUGCUGGAGCUCCAGCCCCUCCACCCUCAGCCUCAGUCAGCCAGGGCAGCUCCAGGGUGGCAUCUCCGUCCAUAUCCUGGGUCCCCACGGAGAGAGCUGGAGAGUGGGGUGGCGAGGGGCCGGAGAGAGAGCCCCUGGAGGUGCCCUCCGAACCACCAGUGGAGGAGGAGACAGCCUUGUCUCACUCACUCGACUCUGGGUUGCCUAGCAACAUGGACGAGGAAGGUGGCAGAGGUGCCGGAUUCAACCAAAGCAACGGAACUCUGGACUCCGCUGGUGAGGAGGAGCCCUGUGUGACCAACCCGUGUGUACAUGAAGGGAAGUGUCUACCUCAGGGCAAGGGCUACAGCUGUUACUGCCCACAGGGCUUCACAGGGGAGAACUGUGAGAUCGACGUGGAUGACUGCCAGUCCAACCCGUGUCUCAACGGAGGCACCUGCAUCGACAAGAUCGACUCGUUCAUCUGCCUCUGUCUGCCCAGCUACGCAGGAGACACCUGUGAGAAGGAUGUUGAGGGUUGUGAGCAUGGAUGGAGGAAGUUCCAUGGCCACUGCUACAGGUACUUCUCUCACAGACACACCUGGGAGGAUGCAGAGAAGGACUGCAGAGAGCAGAGCGCCCACCUCAGCAGUAUCACCUCGGUCACCGAGCAGGAGUUCAUCAAUGGGCUGGGCCAUGAUAACGCCUGGAUCGGCCUGAAUGAUCGCACAGUGGAGGAGGACUUCCAGUGGACUGACACCAAUGACCUGGUGUAUGAGAACUGGAGGGAGAGCCAGCCUGAUAACUUCUUUGCGGGCGGAGAGGACUGUGUGGUGACCAUCGCCCAUGAGGAGGGCAAGUGGAACGACGUGCCCUGCAACUAUAACCUGCCCUACAUCUGCAAAAAAGGCACAGUGCUGUGUGGAACCCCACCCGCUGUGGAGAAUGCCCAUCUGAUUGGCCGUCGGCGGUCCCAUUAUGACAUCCAUGCGGUGGUGCGUUAUCAGUGUGCCGAAGGUUUCUACCAGCGCCACAUCCCCACCGCGCGUUGCCGGGCCGAUGGCACCUGGGACCGGCCCAAGAUCAUCUGCACAAAGUCUCGGCGAUCCCACCGGUACCGCCGCAACCACCGCCACGGCCAGCGCCGGGAGCGUAGGAACCACAGGAGAUACGGAGGAGAGGCACACAUGGAGAGGGGAGAGGACACACACAGCCAAUACUGAACCAAAUACUACACCUCCCACAAUGCUCUGCGCCUGACCGCUGACCUAUCCUGGGGCUGAGGGGGAUCAACCCCUCACAAUGGACAGUAGUUGACAUCUGAACGUUCUCUUUUCCUGACCUAUUUCAGUCUCUCUCUUUGGAUUGAAAUCUCACUUGAGAUACUGUAUGUGUGCAAAACUUUAACUUUCAUGCAAAUGACCGAUUGACAUCAGUGCAAAAAAGGUUCUGUGUUACGCACCCAUAUCUCAUGUUUGGAUUUGUCCUUUUUUUAGUUGAUUUUGUUUAACCCAUGUCCAUUACUUACAACAGUAAUAGUCUCUCUCUCGCUAACACGGUCGCUAAUACUGUAACUUAGAAACAGCAAAUCCUUGGCAUGUCUAUGAAUAACCUAUUCUCACUGUCGAAACAUAAAUACAGUGAUGUGAUAAAUACAGUGUGUGUGUGUGUGUGUGUGUGUGUGUGUGUGUCUGUUCAUGCGUGCGUGUAUAUGUGUGUGAGAGAAAGUGUGUAUCCUAUGCGAGUGUUUUUAUAAGCUUGUUCUACAUCUCAGAACAUCCUAAUGUUUGUGUUCUGUUUAUAAAGCACAGAUUUAAUUAAUAAAUUAGCUAGUUAGCUUUCAGUCCCAAUUAACCCAGAGCUUUUGUCUGUAUCCUGUACUUGUUAUGUUCCGUUAGGGCUCCUGAAUAGUAGGGCUGUUUUAUUAUUCAACUUAUGUGCCAUUUUUUAAUAUUUGCUAACUUUCAACGUCACUAUUUAUUAUGGACUAGUUAAUAUAUGUUGAUUUUUUUUUGUUUACAUAAUCUAACAAGGCAAUGUAAUACCUUUUUUCUUUAAUGUACCAUUCUCUUACAAUCAAAAUGUGUUAACCAAAAAACAAGUUAACCCUUUGAUUGCCUGUACUGUACUGUAAAUACUGUGGUUUUUGUCUGUUUGUUAUUGACUGACACCUGAUUGAUACCUGACCCUUGUCCAGCCAUGUGUUUCCCAUCGGCAUCUCAACUAAUAUUCUAAAACAGCCCCAUCGAUCUAAAUGGAAUAAAAUAGGAUAGAUUGAAGUACUACGGACUGAGACAAAACAUUCCCAAGAUAUCUACUCGAUCGUCAAUAGACCCAGUCUUUGCACGGCUCCAAUAUGUGAUGGGUAGGAUGCCAUGAAUCUGGUCCUUGAUUGGUCGUCACCCCUUUUUUGGUGUUGUUAUGAUGUCCUGUCCAGCUGUUGUGUUCCAUUCUUAAUAAAGCUAAAAAAACAAACAAAUUAACGA